GAGCGACCUAAGCGCUACAGUGUUGCUUGCCAAAUUCCCGCUGACGCAUUUGGCCAUAAGAAGUGGGGAAAGGUGCGUGAAAAUACAUAUGUUCAUAGGUUAAUUUUUAGAAAUAAAAGGAAAGUGGUUAUAACGUUGUCGUGUGUCCAGAAUACGUUCACCCUGUACCAUCCACUGACCGAAAAAAGUUAGCGUUCGUUUGUUCGUUCAGCACUUUCCUCCCAGUUCGUCUUGCAUCUAGUCACUGGACAGUUAUAUAUACAUGUUCAUCUAUAUAAACGUUUCUAGAAUAUCUGCUGCUUUAUAAAUAAUACCGAAACUAAGGUUACCAGUUUGCGCGGUCUGUUUGAAUAACAAAGUUCUUUUUAACGAGGUGCCGAAAGGGAAAGUUCGAAAGGCAAAAUUUUUACUUGGUUUAUGCAUGUUGUGACGUGAAGACGAUGGGAAUGAUAACCAGAGUCAGGGGACGGUUAAGAAGUUUACACACGCUACCAAAAUUGCAGCCUGAAGAACGAGACGAGAAGAUUGCCGAAACAGUAUGUCUCCUUUCGGUGCUGUUUUUACUUCCGUAUUGCUCGAAGGGUCACACACCACUUCUACUCAAACUUGGAGGAGUUUGGCUAGUUACUUAUUCCUGUCUAGUCCUGCCGGUACUUAUAAGUGCCAAUUAUAAAUAUCCCGUGAGAUGGUUAAGGAUGCUGCUGGUAAACAUACCAGGUAUGUUUUCUAAUUUCUUUUAUUUGUUCAAUUCAUACAUUCAUUUUCUCGCAACGAAUUUCAUUUCUCAGUUUUAUUUUUCUCUUUGGUUGCAGCUAGUGUUUUUCAUGAUGUGCGACAGAGUCCUCCUCUGUAAUUUCGGUGGUACAAACUGUCCUCAAAAAAAACUCACAGGUCUUUACACGUUGAUGUUUUAUAAUGUCUUGGCCUACUGCGUUUCCUACAUCAAGGAACUCAUCGAAAAAGAAGAUUGGUCACCGUACGUUAACAUGACUCAUCACAGUAAUCUCAAACACGUUGCCAUGUCCGCAACGAAAAUCGUUUUGGAAUGGACCAAGGCAGUAACGUUCAUCAUAACGGUCACCUUCAUGUUGUUGGUGUUUGGUCUUGAACAGGGUCUCGAGCAUUACCAGCCUACGGCCCUCUACACCAUCGUAACAUGGACGUAUUACAUGUGUACAGAAAAGGUGUUCGUUCAGUUCUUUCCAUCCGUACUAGUGUUUCUGAGACUGAGUUGUUUAGAAGCUUUGGAGUUUUUGUACGCGCCAGUUCUUUUACGAUAUUAUACCAUAACGGUCGCGGCGCUCAUGGGACUGAUUCUUUUGUUUUAUGGACAGUUCCGUUUCACUUUCAUAGCCACCUAUCUGACCGUUUAUUUGAGGACUAAAGAUUUGGUUGGCAAUUCGUUGAAGCAGUUGAAGAACGAGCAAGCAGUACUGAAUCAGUUCCGUUUGGCUUCUCUAGAGGAAAUAGAGAAUUGGGACGAUGUUUGUGCCGUUUGUCUCAGUCCUUUGAACAGAGCCAGGGUAACACCUUGUCAGCAUCUGUUCCACGCCGACUGUUUGAGACAAUGUCUCAAUUCAUCGAAAAAUUGUCCGAUUUGUAAGAGGGAAUAUACUUUUAUUGUGUAAGUGGUAAGGCGUUGUGCUUACACGGGACGAUAUGCGGACAUGGUGAGGAAUAUUCGAAAUUAAAUCGUAAAUAAUUGUAAAUCGUACCCUAUUAUGCUAUAUGCUAUAUGCUGUUCCCUAUACGUCCUGUGCCUAUUAUUUAUUGGAGACUGACAGAAAAGGCAAAUUUUUAAAAGCAAUAACGUAUCUCAAACGGUAAUUAAAAACAAAGAAAAAAGUAAUGAGUAGCUUAUAGCUUAUACAGUAGUCUGCAUUUAAAAUAGUAAAUUAGAAUAAGAUAUAUAUGUACAUACAUUUUUGCAUACACACGUAGAAGUAACAAGUAAAUAAAAUCAUUUUAAUCACUGCAACACCUUUAAGAUUGUGAUGUGUUUUUAUUAAAAAUUUAAAAAUUGCUUUAAUUUUUAAACUUCUAUUUAAAUUAAUUUACGUACCGAGAGAGAUCAUAUUGUUGCAAAUACAAUAUGUAAUACAUGUUUAAAUCUAGUGUAGUACGCUAUUAAAUUUGUUUUUUUAUGUAAAUCGUAUAUGUAUAACCUUAUUUAGCCUACGUAUCUAAGAUUAAAUACUUUUUCUAUAAAAUUAUUUUUUAUGUAAAUUUUCCUUUUUCCCUAUUACUUAUAACUAAAAAUCGAAAACUAAAACGUUUAAUCUAACAUUUGGUUGACUUUCUUUGUCAAUGUAUUUUGCACUAUUUUUCUAUUACGUGUGUAUUUUGAGGGUAUCUAUAAAUAAAAAUUAAUAUUGCGAAGAUACGCCGUGCAUAGUAUUGCUUGCUAAAUAAGUGUCUCUAAAUAUUCUAGAUGUUACCUACGCCUACAUGUUCAUGUUGUUUUAUUUGUACGUUUAUUGUAUUUCAUUUUAUUAUGAAAACAUUUUUUUAUCAAUCAUUCAAAUUAUUUCGUAUCAUGUAAUUUUAAUUUUAUUUAUAGAAAAUUGGUAAUUUCCACGUUUAAAAUAAUGUGUGUAUCUUAAAAGGUCUAUUUCAGCUGAAAUUUACAGUUUAUAAACGAUUUAAUACAUUUUAAAUGAAUUUGUAAUAAAAAUAUUUAAAAAGUA
Molecule: messenger RNA, 2687 nt
Organism: Agrilus planipennis (emerald ash borer)
Lineage: Eukaryota; Metazoa; Arthropoda; Insecta; Coleoptera; Buprestidae
Exons: 3
Coding region: 441-1628 (395 amino acids)
Biological process (GO): protein ubiquitination; ubiquitin-dependent protein catabolic process
Cellular component (GO): cytosol; ubiquitin ligase complex
Molecular function (GO): ubiquitin protein ligase activity
Source: RefSeq, a predicted model, not a curated record